GGAAGAUGAGUGAACAAAGGCAGCGCGCCCUGUCUACGUCAGGGGAGGCUCUCUACCAGAUACUGAGUCUGGACAAGAACUGCACACACGACGACAUCAAGAAGUCCUACCGGAAACUUGCUUUAAAAUAUCAUCCUGACAAGAAUCCAGACAACCCUGAUGCCGCAGACAAGUUUAAAGAGCUGAACAAUGCCCACACGGUCCUGUCAGAUGUUACCAAGAGAAACAUCUACGACAAGUAUGGAUCCUUGGGUCUCUAUGUCUCACAACAAUUUGGAGAAGAGAAUGUCAACACAUACUUCCUGCUAUCCAGCUGGUGGGCGAAGGGCCUGUUUGCGAUCUGUGGCCUGCUGACGGGCUGCUACUUCUGCUGCUGUCUGUGCUGCUGUUUCAACUGCUGUUGUGGGAAGUGUAAGCCUCGCACACCAGGGGAGGAGGACCCAGAGUGUUACGUGUCGCCUGAAGACCUGGAGGAGCAGAUUCGCACAGACAACGAAACAGAUGGUGACACCCCCAUUGUGCAUCAGCCAACCAAUGCCAGUGAGAAGACUCAGUUGAUUGGUGACGGGCACAGGAGUUAUACCUGA
Molecule: messenger RNA, 587 nt
Organism: Sardina pilchardus (European sardine)
Lineage: Eukaryota; Metazoa; Chordata; Actinopteri; Clupeiformes; Clupeidae
Gene: dnajc5b
Product: DnaJ (Hsp40) homolog, subfamily C, member 5 beta
Exons: 4
Coding region: 6-587 (193 amino acids)
Source: RefSeq, a predicted model, not a curated record